Molecule: messenger RNA, 1919 nt
Organism: Gigantopelta aegis
Lineage: Eukaryota; Metazoa; Mollusca; Gastropoda; Neomphalida; Peltospiridae
Exons: 6
Coding region: 2-871 (289 amino acids)
Source: RefSeq, a predicted model, not a curated record
GAUGAGGAACAUGUGUUUGUUGUGGCUACAUCUUUUACUUCUGAGUAGUUCAGACACUUCUUAUGGUACCCGUAUUCUGAAACUGAGCAAGAGUAUGGCAGUGAUUGGUCAACGACUUGUCCUGAAAUACGAAAAUGACAUGACGAAUAUUACAGAAAGAGUGACUUUUAAUUUGGAAGGUAUUAUACAGGGAGUUUGUCAAGAUCUUACUUUUCUUAAUGGACAAUGUGGCUCUGGACUUGGACAUACUGUCACCAGAAUCUCUUCACGUGUAAUCACGCUUGAGGUACCUUCAUUUGAUGCAACAGUGAAUGCUGGUACUUGGAAAGUAGAGGAAGGAUUAAGUGUCUUUUCAAAUGAAUUGGGUUUGACAGCCCCAUUUGCAACUGUGGUGACCAACUCAUCAAUCAAUGUUACAGAUGCCCUCCCUACACAAAAACAAAUUGACUCCACCAAAGAUUUUAACGUCAGCACCAUCAUUCAUUGUGCAUUUCCAAGUGUGAACGUGUCCUGGGUGUUUGGUGACAGUCAAACUCUGAUUCCAGUUAUUAACACUGAUGAUACUGGGUGUAACUCUUCUCUACUGAGGACCAUUGCUGUUCUUAAGAUGAAUGCUAAAUCCACGACUGGCCCAGUAGCUGUUUCGUUAAAGUUGAUUCAUCCAUCUUUUGAGAAUGAAGUCCGUUAUAUGUGGCUUGGUGAAGCUAGCUUUCCAGGUGAUCCAGAGCGCAUGUCUGCCUUAAGUGCAGGUUCUAUCUCGGGAAUUGUGAUCGCUGUUGUUCUGGCUCUUGCUAUUCCUACUGUGUGGGUACUGUAUAACAGGCAAAUAAAGAAGAAAGCUGAAGAUGUGCAGAAUGAGUCUAAUAACUAACGGAAACCAAAAUCAAGUUCACAACUCUGCAUGUUUCUGCAAUUAGUACCUGAAUAAGGAAGACAGAAACAUGCUAAUGCUAGAACUCCAGUUGUCUUGUUUUCAAUUUGUAUGAAACUGCAUCAGUAAAUAAGGCUCUUUUUUGUUGGUGUUCCAGUAUUUUACAUUUGGUUGGAUUUUUAAAAUAAAUUUGCUGCUGAAAUUAUAUUAUCGUAGUCAGAAGUGCAGUAUUUCACUAGUUUUACAUUAGUUGUCAAAAAUAACAAUUGUUUGUUUGCAUAAAACGGUAACUGAUGAAUUGGCUUGUUACUGUAUAAUGAAUAAUGUUAAAAUUCAUAUAAAAAUACAUUAUUAGUUCUAAUAUUUUCACAAACAAAAGGGGGAGGGGCAUAACAAUUAUGAACUGUAUACAUUAUAUCUCAAAAUGCUGAAACAGCAAGUUUAGACAGUUUUACUUGAAUUGUUACUUAUAAUCAAUCAAGCAGUACGAAGACAUUAAAAGCAGAAUUGCAUGUGCAAUUACUUUAUUUAACUGUUUCAUUUAUACAAUGCGUUUUUGUCCUAAUAUGUUUAACAGCCAAUACCUGAUUUUGCCUUCCAAUAUUUUCGAACGUGUAUACUAAAAAUAUAUAUAUAUUACAAAAUAAAAUGAAAAAUGACUGCUAAAAUAUUAGGACAACUACACUAGAUAUACAGACGCUGGUAUUCAAAACAAGAACAUGUAUUUUAUCUGUAAUUUUAGUCACAAAGACUGUUCAUUGGAAAGAAUUAAGAAUUAUUUUAUUUAUUUACACUUAGAAUGUUCAUCGGUUACCAUUUCAUGCAAACAAGCUAUACAAAUCACUUGAUCCCAUAUACAAUAUGUGUAUAAAUAACUCGGGAAUAUCAGAAUGGUAAAGUUAAUGAAAAAAAACAAGUGUCGAAGCUGUCAUUAUGUAACUUUGACACUACAUGUUUAAGAUGAUUUACGAUUUUUCAUGUGAUUUUUAUUUAUAUUGCAGUAUAUUAUUGUCUUAUAUUUCAUGUAUUUUAUUGUCUUGUUCAUAUU